CAUUCGGGAUUUGGUCAAAGAAGAAAUGUCGUCUUCUCAAGUUACAGGUGUUCCAACUUCACCACCAAAAACUAUUCGUCAUACUGCUGAUUUCCAUCCCACAAUAUGGGGAGAUCAAUUCCUCAAAGAUACUUCUGAACUCAAGACAAUUGAUCCUACAACUCAAGAAGAUUAUGAGCAACUGAAACAAGAGGUAAGAUGGAUGAUAAUGGAUACAUCACAAACGCAUGCUCAGAAAUUACACUUGAUUGAUGCAAUCCAACGGUUAGGUGUGGAUUAUCACUUUCCAGAAGAGAUAGAUGAUGCUUUGGAGAAAAUUUAUAGUGACAAUAUUGAAUAUAAUGAUCUCUAUACUGUUUCCAUCCAUUUUCGACUUCUUCGACAGCAAGGAAUUAAGAUUAUUUGUAAUGUAUUUGAAAAGUUCAAAGAUGAUGAAGGGAAAUUCAAGGCAUCCUUGAUUAACGAUGUUCCUGGAAUGCUAAAUCUAUACGAGGCAGCACACUUUGCUAUUCACGGAGAAGAUAUUCUAGAUGAAGCCCUCACUUUUACUACCACUCACCUUAAGUCAAUGGUGUCUAGUGCAAGCCCUCACCUUGCAAAACAAAUAAAUCAUGCUCUUAAUUGUCCUCUCCGGAAAGGCCAACCGAGGCUAGAGGCAAGAUUUUUCAUGUCUGUUUAUUCAAGAGAUGAUUCACACAAUAAAACUUUGUUAAAGUUUGCCAAGUUAGACUUUAACAUGUUACAAGCAAUGUACCAGAAGGAUCUCAAAGACGUCUUACAGUGGUGGAAUAAUGUAGACUUCAUUUCAAAGCUGUCUUACGCGAGACAAAGAAUGGUGGAGGAAUAUUUUUGGGCAUUGGGAAUUAUUUUUGAGCCACAAUAUGCAUUUGGUAUUAGGAGUAUGGCCAAAUUAAUAUGUCUGUUAACCCUCAUAGACGAUACAUACGAUUCCUAUGGUACAAUUGAAGAACUCACACUGUUUACAGAAGCCGUCAAAAAGUAUGUAAAAAGCUUAAAAUAAAUCCUUUUCAAAUUUCAUAGUAAAUCUAGAAAUUGUAUUCAAUAAUUCAAUUUUCAGAUUU
This is a messenger RNA of Pistacia vera, 1082 nucleotides long. Its product is annotated as (E)-beta-farnesene synthase-like. The record is from RefSeq and is a predicted model, not a curated record. Gene Ontology annotation, biological process: diterpenoid biosynthetic process. The transcript is spliced from 4 exons. NCBI's taxonomy places the organism in Eukaryota, Viridiplantae, Streptophyta, Magnoliopsida, Sapindales, Anacardiaceae. Gene Ontology annotation, molecular function: magnesium ion binding; terpene synthase activity. The coding region runs from base 26 to 1021 and encodes 331 amino acids.